AUGGUCAUCGAGCUCUCGACUGCGACAAUUGCCUCAAAUGUAAUAGCGCAUGGGAUGAAUGUUGUUGUACGUAUAGUUGUCGUAGAUGCAGUAAAAUGAAUCAUUUUUCAGGAGACUGCAAUUUUAGUUGUUACAACUGUGGUAGACCUGGUCAUUAUGCUCGAGAUUGUAAUUACUGCGAAAGAUGUGGCGGAUAUGGACAUCAUUCUGAAGAUUGUUAUUAUUGCGUUAACUGUGGCAGUUACGGUCACAAUUAUGAUAAUUGCAAUUAUUGCGUCAAUUGCGACGAUUACGGCCAUCAUUCCAAGGAUUGCAAUUAUUCUUCUGAUGAGAGUAGUUGUUAUUGUGACAACUGUGGUGAAGCGGGUCAUGAUUAUGAAGAUUGCGAUUACUGCAUCAAAUGUGGUAUGCAUGGCCAUCACACCGAGGAUUUAAACAAUUGCGAGAACUGUGGUGAAUGUGGUCAUUAUUAUGAAGAUUGUGAAUAUUGCAGCGGUUGCGAGGAAUAUGGUCACCACACCGAGGAUUGUGAUUAUUGCGAAAAUUGCGAUGAAUAUGGUCAUCUUUAUGAAGAUUGUAUUUACUGUGUUAAUUGCGAAGACUAUGUUCAUCAUACUGCGGAUUGCGACUAUUGCGAAAACUGUGGUGAAUACGGUCACAAUUUCGUUGAAUGUGAUUACUGUGACAACUGUGGUGAAUAUGGUCAUUAUUAUGAAGACUGUAAUUACUGCGACAAUUGUGAAGAUUAUGGUCAUCACUCUGAAGAUUGCAUCUGUUGCGAAAAUUGCGGCGCAUAUGGUCAUUAUUCCGAGAAUUGCGAUUGUUUCAUCACGCAGCCAUUUUCACGAGGGUUAUAA
Messenger RNA from Acaulospora morrowiae, 857 nucleotides. NCBI's taxonomy places the organism in Eukaryota, Fungi, Glomeromycota, Glomeromycetes, Diversisporales, Acaulosporaceae. The record is from the annotation of a GenBank genome assembly.